GGUAUCUCUCACACAAUCUUAGGCUGAGUUACAAUGGAUCCUGAUCUUCAUAUUUUGAAUUUUCAUUGGUGGUCUUCAUGUUUUUUUUUUUUGUUUCUCUUUAUUUACGGAUCACCACAUGACUUUUUCUCCGCUUUUCUCUUACACAUCUUUUCCCUCAAAAAAACUGACUUCUUCUAUCUACGUUCAUUCGUUGAUUUCUGCUUUUGAGACUUUCACCCUCGCAAGUCUUCAGCAACCCAGCUCACACGCCCCCCCAAAAAAAAGCUAGUAGACAAAACAGCCAGUUUCUGUUUUGUCUUUUUGAUGUUUUGCCGUUGUGGGUCUUUGUGUCUUCGGUUCUUAAUUCAUUCGUUGGAUUCUCUUGGAGAAAGACAAUUCUUGCUUUUUUUUCGACGUCAUUUCUAAUAGUUCUUCCAUUAUUAGUACUGAUUUUUGCUUGAGGGUUCGCCUUGUUUUGGGGUUCAGUGUUGAUGAGUUAUCAUGUCUUUGGAUGUUGGAGUUGCGUCAAGUUCCGGGGACAAAGUGGAAGGAGAGAAUAUUGAGGCAACUCCGGCGAGGCUAGGUAAGCACAUGGCUGAAACUGAUGAUGAAGAAGAGGUAGAUACCAAAAUUGAAGUUGGUCCUCUGUACUCUCUCAAAGAACAGAUUGAAAAGGAUAAGGAUGAUGAGAGCCUUAGGAAGUGGAAGGAGCAGCUUCUUGGAAGUGUGGAUUUUGACAAUAUUGGAGAAUCUCUUGACCCUGAAGUGAAGAUCCUGAGUCUGGCAAUUCUCUCGCCCGGAAUAUCUGACAUUGUUCUUACUAUUCCAGAGGGUGGAAAACCCAAGGGAUCAUGGUUUACGCUGAAAGAAGGUAGUCAUUACAGCUUCAAAAUAACAUUUGAAGUCAGUAAUAACAUUGUAUCUGGCCUUAUGUAUACCAACACUGUUUGGAAAACUGGUGUUAAAGUUGACAGUGCCAGAGAGAUGCUUGGAACCUUUAGUCCUCGGCCAGAACCUUACACACAUGUGAUGCCAGAAGAGACAACCCCUUCUGGCAUGUUUGCAAGAGGAUCAUAUUCUGCAAGAACAAAGUUUACUGAUGAUGAUAACAAGUGCUACUUAGAGAUCAAUUAUACCUUCGAAAUCCGUAAGGAAUGGGCUGCUACUGAAGCAAGUUAAGAACUUGUUGACAGAUGAAGUUGAUGCAUUCGAUCCUCAUUUACUUGAUGUUCUUUCCCUUUCCGAUCAUAAUAAGUUAUUACUUUCUGAGUUACCGUAACCUUGCCUACGACAUACCUCCUUGAGUACUUGUUUUAACUAUCAUAUCUUCAUUCGUUUGGUAGAUUGUAAAGAAUUGGUAUACUAGGAGUGGUAAGAUUUUAGAAUGCAGCAGAGUCUUGCUGGUUUCGUUCAACUUCAAGUAACUGGAUGUAUUUCUUUGAAUUGUUUCAUGUUUUUGCUGAAUAAUAUGUGCAUGAAAUAAUAUUCUA
Molecule: messenger RNA, 1472 nt
Organism: Mangifera indica (mango)
Lineage: Eukaryota; Viridiplantae; Streptophyta; Magnoliopsida; Sapindales; Anacardiaceae
Product: rho GDP-dissociation inhibitor 1-like
Exons: 5
Coding region: 484-1161 (225 amino acids)
Biological process (GO): Rho protein signal transduction
Cellular component (GO): cytosol; membrane; cytoplasm
Molecular function (GO): protein binding; Rho GDP-dissociation inhibitor activity
Source: RefSeq, a predicted model, not a curated record